AUGUCGGGAGCAGGAAGUAUAAACGCGGUUCUGGAAUGCUCGAGGACACCCACGCUGGAAGCUGCCACCCUGCCCACCAUGGCCCGGCGCCUGCUGCUUCUGCCACCUCUGGUGCUCCUGCUGCUGGCAGCGGGGACGCUGGUGGUGGAGGCCGAGGAAAGCCAGAAUCGGAUGAAGCUCUGUGGCCGUGACUUUGUAAGGACCAUCAUCUUCAUCUGCGGCAGUUCCCGCUGGAAGCGAUCCCCUAUAGGCCGGGCUGAUGUCGAAGAGCCAGAGGAACCAGACCCUGACUGGGAGUCCAUUGAUGAGGCCACCAAGGACAUCACCAAGGGCUGGCCUUCCGUGUUAGAGAUGCCGCAGCCUCGGAGGGGGAGACACGCGUCACCUGAACGGGGGGGCCUCUCCAAAUACUGUUGCAAAAAGGGGUGCACCAUGAAGGACAUCAGCAAUUACUGCUAG
Molecule: messenger RNA, 459 nt
Organism: Suncus etruscus (white-toothed pygmy shrew)
Lineage: Eukaryota; Metazoa; Chordata; Mammalia; Eulipotyphla; Soricidae
Gene: RLN3
Product: relaxin 3
Exons: 2
Coding region: 1-459 (152 amino acids)
Cellular component (GO): extracellular region
Molecular function (GO): hormone activity
Source: RefSeq, a predicted model, not a curated record